Molecule: messenger RNA, 568 nt
Organism: Asparagus officinalis (garden asparagus)
Lineage: Eukaryota; Viridiplantae; Streptophyta; Magnoliopsida; Asparagales; Asparagaceae
Product: thioredoxin-like 4, chloroplastic
Exons: 1
Coding region: 146-568 (140 amino acids)
Cellular component (GO): chloroplast
Source: RefSeq, a predicted model, not a curated record
AAAAAAAAAAAAAAAAAAAGAAACACGGAGAAGAAGAAGAAGGGUUACAUUCUUCUUCCGGUUUCAUUUCUCUCGCGUAACCCCUAUUUUUUUUUUCAGAAACCUCGAUGUAUGACUUUCAUGCCCUCGUCAUAGAUAGCAAAACAUGAUGCCCGUUUGCUCUCUCUUUCAAAACCCAGCCUCAAUUGUUCCAAACUCAACUCCUUCUCCUUUGAUCCCUAGUUUCUCCCUCCCAACCCCAGCUUCCAACCUAAGAUUAUUGCCCAUUACGAGUGAUCUCAAGUUGGGCAAGAGGAACCGCAGGCUCAGAGCCGUUGAGAGCAGUGGAAGCGUUGAUGAGGAUGAGGAACUUUGCCCUGUUGACUGUGUGAGGGAGUUCUACACUGACGAGGAGUUCCUAAAGAUACUGGAGAAGUCAAAGGAGACCAAGUCUCUGGUUGUGGUCGAUUUCUACCGGACUUCGUGCGGGAGCUGCAAGUACAUAGAGAAGGGGUUUGCGAAGAUGUGCCGAGGGGCCGGGGAUAGGGAUGAUUCUGUCGUCUUCCUCAAGCACAAUGUGAGUGUCUAG